AUGCUCCCAUCUAUCCUACCAGUCGCGCUUCUUGCUCUCCGGGGCGCAAGCUUUAUUCUCGCAGGGCCGGAUAACGACGAAAACGAAUUCGUCUUCUACAUCGGAGACUAUAAGGACGCAGCGCAAGACUGGGCUAACGAACGACUCGACAUCCCUACCAUCACCCUUUGGGACACGGACAGGCAACUCGCAGACGACACUACUCCCUGGUUCGACGAAAUCGCGGCGCGAACCCUAUGGGUUAAGCAGUACACUAAGCUGGCGCGCGGCACGGCGUGGUUUUACUGGAAGGAUGCCGAUAAGGUCCCGCCUGGGACAGGAAGCUGGUACUUCGAUCUUGAAGAGCCGAUUCAGAUCAUGCCGGUGGAUCUGAGGGAUUAUAAGGGCAAGCAGUGCGCAUGGCAUGGCGAGGCUCCCAAGUGCGAACACGCAAAGUGCCCGGAUGGAACCAAGAAGAUCACCGAGAGUAAGUACGGUGAUAACCCGAAUGAGAGGUGUGAGGGUGAUGACCGCAAGGUCUUUUGCUGCAAAGAGUAA
This is a messenger RNA of Diplodia corticola, 537 nucleotides long. RefSeq lists its product as uncharacterized. The coding region runs from base 1 to 537 and encodes 178 amino acids. The record is from RefSeq and is a predicted model, not a curated record. The transcript has 2 exons. Lineage: Eukaryota; Fungi; Ascomycota; Dothideomycetes; Botryosphaeriales; Botryosphaeriaceae.